Messenger RNA from Drosophila mojavensis, 499 nucleotides. Its product is annotated as CLIP domain-containing serine protease 2. The transcript has 2 exons. Lineage: Eukaryota; Metazoa; Arthropoda; Insecta; Diptera; Drosophilidae. The coding region runs from base 1 to 423 and encodes 140 amino acids. Gene Ontology annotation, biological process: proteolysis. The record is from RefSeq and is a predicted model, not a curated record. Gene Ontology annotation, molecular function: serine-type endopeptidase activity.
AUGCAACAGACUCCGGCAAGGGAAAUGGAAUAUAUGUAUAUUUGCGCGCCUCCAGUUGAGGACAUACAAAUUGAUAAGGUUAUUGUGCACAAGGAUUUCUCGCAAUUUACUGGUCAUAAUGAUAUAGAAUUGAUCAAACUAUCAAAGGAAGUGGUCAGGGACGAGAAUGGGAAACUGAAAGAUAAUAUUCAGCCAAUAUGCUUGCCGCUAGACGAUACACUGCAGAAGUUGACCGAAAGUCAGGAAGAGUUUCUUGUAACUGGUUGGGGAAAAACGGAAACUGCAGACUUCUCUGAUGUAAUGUUAGAGACUAAGAUCACUCAAAAGACUCGCAAAGAUUGCCGAAACAUUACAUCAUCCCAGUUGUGCGCUGGUGACCUUGGCUUUGACUCUUGCAAUGGCGAUAUUGCCAAUAACCAGUAGCAUGUAGUUUUCUAUACAUAUGUACAUACAUAUAUACUAUAUAUGGUAAUUAAUAAAUAAGCACACACUUCCUAAA